CAUUAAAAAAUUAAAAUGGAAAGUCCUAGAAGGCCAUUCUUUACCCACAAUAUAAAAAGCCAAAGGGCAAAGGAAAAGGAAGGCUGUCCAGCUGCAGAUUUUAGUAUAUUAAUAUCGGUUGUUGCCUGUUGUGUUUUGUCUAGGGUUUUACAUUCUGCAACUUCUUUCCUUCUCUACACUCUACUAACCAUGAGUCGUCAUCCCGAGAUUAAGUGGGCUGAAAGAGCCGACAAGGUUUACCUUACGGUGCUAUUACCUGAUUCGAAGAAUGCAAAGGUCAAUCUUGAACCAGAGGGAGUCUUUACUUUCUCUGCUACUGCUGGAGCAGAUAACAACCUAUAUGAGGUGAAGUUGGAUCUUCAUGAUAAGGUCAUUGUGGAGGAAAGCAAAAUUAACAUAGGAGUCAGGAGCAUAUUCUGUAUCUUGGAGAAGGCUGAGAAAGUGUGGUGGAAAAAAUUAUUGCGUGGGGGUGGUAAGAUCCCUCAUUAUAUCAAAGUGGACUGGGACAAAUGGGUGGAUGAAGAUGAAGACAAUGGUGGUCCUGGUGAUAUUGACUUGGGAGGAAUGGACUUCUCGAAAUUUGGUGACAUGGGAGGCAUGGGCAGUGGUGACAUGGGUGACUUUGAAGACAGUGAUGAAGAAGAGGAAGAAGUGACCAAGCCAGCAGAGGAAGACACUAACAAGGCUGAAGGAGAUGCAAAGCCAGAGGAGCUAGGUGGUGGAACUUCAGAGAAAAAAGAAGCUGCUACAAGCACAUGAUAUCUUGUUAGCUGAAGAUAUCAAAUUCUGUCAACCUAUAGUUGUGCGUCAUACUUUUUUGGUCUCUUUGAUGGGAUCAAAGUGUGCUGGUUUUUCUGUGUGAGAUUAAACUUUGCGUAAUCCGGCAAGAUAUAUGUUUAUGUCCAA
Messenger RNA from Durio zibethinus, 906 nucleotides. RefSeq lists its product as uncharacterized. Gene Ontology annotation, molecular function: Hsp90 protein binding; protein-folding chaperone binding. The record is from RefSeq and is a predicted model, not a curated record. Gene Ontology annotation, cellular component: nucleus; cytosol. Lineage: Eukaryota; Viridiplantae; Streptophyta; Magnoliopsida; Malvales; Malvaceae. Gene Ontology annotation, biological process: protein folding; chaperone-mediated protein complex assembly.